AGCGAAACCUCCGAGGAGUGGACUGAGGUUUACUGUAAAAAAUCGGGCUGGCAGCAGUAAAACUCUGAACUAAGUCCUCUGCCAUAAAGUCCGGAGAGGACAGGAGAGAGUGUGACCAGCUGAAGUGAGAAGAUAAACUACCCUAUCAUCAAACAACUGAUUCUCAAGGAUCUUAGGGAGCAAGAUGAAUUCAUUUGCAGAAAAACUUUCAUUGUUGCCUGAGAUUAUCCAGCCUAUAUUGAAAAAUACAGACAUGAACAUAGAUAUAGCAAUCAAUAUAUAUGAGAGGUUUAUGGAGGUUUUCAGUGAUUGUGGAAUGAAGGAAGCAGCUUCUGAGAUCAAAGAUGAGAUGGAGGAGAUGGAAAACACUGAGCUUAACAUUGCCAUCACUGGAGAGACAGGCUCUGGGAAAUCAUCCCUCAUCAAUGCUCUCCGAGGCCUGAAGGCAGAAGAUGAUGGUGCUGCCCCUGUAGGAGUGACAGAAACUACACUGAAUCCAAAGGUUUAUACCCAUUCUAAUUAUCCCAAAGUGAAAUUCUGGGACCUGCCAGGAAUUGGAUCCCCAGAUUUCUCCCCAGAGAGUUACCUUAAGAUGGUGGAUUUCCCCAGCUAUGACUUCUUUAUCAUUGUUGGCUCAGAGAGAUUCCGAUCCAACGACACUGGCCUAGCUCAGGCAAUCCAGAAGAUGGAGAAGAAGUGUUAUUUUGUGCGCACCAAAGUAGAUGCAGAUCUAUACAACAUGGAAAGGUCUUACCCAAAUACCUUCAAUGAAGAGGAAGUCCUUGAGAAGAUGAGGAAUGACUUAAAGAAGCAGCUUAAGAAGUGCUUCAGGAGCACCAUCCCUCAAGUCUUUCUGAUCUCCUCCUGGGACCUUGCCAAGUAUGACUUCCCACGACUGGUGGAGACGUUGGAGAAAGAUCUGCACAGUCUGAAGAAACAUGCAUUCCUGCUCAGCCUUCCCAUGUUUUCCCCUGAAGUCACGGAAAAGAAGAAAUCUGUGCUGAAGAGCCACAUAUGGAAAAUAUCCCUGGUGUCUGCUUGCAUCAAUGCUUCUUCCAUUCCAGACAAUCCUCUGGCUUGUGACCAUCCUCUGGCUUGUGAUGCUUCCCUCUUGCAAAGGUCCAUGGUUGACUUCUACAAGAUAUUUGAGUUGGAUGGUGACUCCUUAACUAGGCUGGCCAGAUUGGCCAGGAAGCCUGUUGAAGAACUGAAGGCUGUGAUGAAGUCUCCUCAGAUGGAAGAAAUUACCAUCGAUUUCGUGAUAAAGAAAAUACUGCAAUAUAUCAAUACUGCAAAAGAAUUAUUCCUAUCUUUAGUUGGAAGAUUGGUAGCAGCAUCUUUUUCUAUCAUUUAUUUGAUGCUGUCGAGGUUUGUCAGUAAUCUAGCUGAGGAUGCUGAAAGGGUUCUAAAGAAAGCCCUAGAACCAGAGCCCUAGGCAGAGCACCCAGGUAGGCACAAGACAUGAUGCAACCUCUGGGUAUACGGCAGUAUACAAAUUCAAUUAAUAAUAAAAAUAAUAAAGUUGCAGAUUUUGUGGAAUGCAGUCUUGCUUUUCUUCAAUAAUUCAGAUGGGAAGGGAAAAUAAAUACCUCCUUCAAAGGGGAAUUUGGGAAUAAAUAUCCCUUCCUUGGAGCGUCUCCCUCUCACAUUUGGCCUAUGUAAUAUUUUGCUUCCUGCCCAAUUCUAGCCUUGCUGAUUCAGGCAAUUAUGAUUUGCUUAAGGUUUAGUCAAGGUUUCUCAGCCUUAACAAUAUUUCAGAUUUGUACUGCUAACAUAUUAUACUGUGUUUAUGUUAUUAACCUCAUUUAUCUUAUUGUCUGUAGUGCUCAAUUAAGUUCCACCAAGUAAAGGAAAUGCAUUUGCUAUGUGCCUGAAGACUCAUCCUUGAACACUGAAUUUUCUGUGUUGAUAUGUAGGGGGGCAAAUUUCAUCAUAAAGGGAACUGAGAUGAGA
This is a messenger RNA of Zootoca vivipara (common lizard), 1953 nucleotides long. RefSeq names its product interferon-inducible GTPase 5-like. Gene Ontology annotation, cellular component: membrane. Gene Ontology annotation, molecular function: GTP binding; GTPase activity. The record is from RefSeq and is a predicted model, not a curated record. Lineage: Eukaryota; Metazoa; Chordata; Lepidosauria; Squamata; Lacertidae.